UCUCGAUCAGGUAAAAAAAAGAAACGCCGUUCUUCUCCUCUUCCCGAAAAGCGCUCGAUUUGUUUAGUGCCGGAGCUGUUUCUAGUGCGCUCUCUCGUUCGUUGUUGCCCAUCGUCGUGAGAUUCCGAAUAAGCUUUUUGGCGAUUCGGGGUGUUAAUUGUGCCAUGGUGUAUUUCAAUUGGUGUUUUGUAUUACUUUCGUGCAUUUCUCCUCCGACUUGUCGUUUGAGAGAAACUAGAUCUUUUUUGUUGAGUAAUUUUUCUUCAUUUGGUUUCCUUUUCCUAUGUAUCUCGAUUGUUCUAGUGGGUCCUGGGUUGUAUCAACGACUGAGAUGGGUCUCUAGUUAAGCUUCGUUAUCAUCUAUGGAUGAUUCUUCCCAAUCUGCAAUAGUAUUGAAUCUCCUUCUGUGCUAUCUCUUCGGGCUGGAUCUUAUCUUAAUAGCUUUUGUAUCUUUGAAGAUAAUAAGUUUUAUGCAUACAGAGGCUGGUUUUCAAUGUUCAAUUGCAUGUUGAUUACUGAGUGUAUGGAUUAUGCUGCAAUGUAUUUGCUUUGGCUGAUUCUGGUGUUAGCGAGGUAGUGUUUCUAAGCAAUUUUGCCAUUUCUUACUUUGCCCACCAAAUCCUUAAUGGGUUUGAUUAUGUUUAUGUUAUAUAUCGUUUAAUGAUAUGUCAACUGUGUUUUGAAUCCUCUAUUGCCUGAAAUCUUGGUUACCUUUUGUGUUAGGUGACUUCUCUGCACUAGUAUUACUAGCUUUGACAAGAAUGGUGUUUGCACAAGGUGUCUUGCAGUAUUUUCUGAUUCUGGGUUAGAAUGUCAAAUGAUCUUGUUUCACAGCAGCUACCAAUUCGGAGCAUACAAAUGAGUCAACAGCUGGAACACAUUUCAGGCAAGUUGAACCCUUCAACACAGAUGGGUUUUGGAUCAGGCGCUUCCUUGCACGAUUCUUCAAUGCAACAAGUAUCUGUUCCCAUCAUACAAAUGGGAACGGUGGGCUCACAUCCCAGUGAUGCAGCUUCACAGCAGACAUCGGCCUCCAUAGGAGUUGGAACCACUGUAUUUAGCAACAACAAACAAGAGACUGCACAGAUUGAUCCUUUUUCCUAUAAUAUGGCAUCUGGGAACUUCCUGAUGCCUGAUAAGAAGCCCAAUUCCAUGGGGUCCAUGUUGCAGGAUAUGGAACCACAGCAGUUAGCAACAUCAAACAAGAGAAAGGCACCAAUGGGGGCUGCUGUACCUCAGAACCCUGUGCCCCAGAGAUAUAUAGCUCCCAAGCGGUUUACUCUAAAUGAGCAUAGGCCAUGGCUGCAGCCAACAAUGCCUAUAAUGAAUAAACCACCUGCCCAGAUGCAGUCUACGUCUUACACCCUGUCAUCCCAGCCUCUACAAGGGCCUCCUAGAAAGACUGCUCCUAUUAAAACUGGAGCACAAAGUACUACAUCUGUGCAGAGAAGUCAACCUGGUCCAAUGAAACCCCCGCCGAAAGUGAAGAGUGAUUCGUUUGCUUCUGUUAGGUCCAAGUUGAGAGAGUCAUUAGCAGCUGCACUUGCUCUGGUGCAAGAUAAGGCCAUUGGUGGUGGGAAAGACAAGAGUCAAGCAGCAGGUUCGUCGCCGGAACCACCUUCCAGUGCUAAUGGUACCAAUCUAUCUUCAGAACCAAGGGUUUCUUUGUCAGAGAACACUAAUGCCCAUAACAUAAAGCAAGAUGCUGAUUUAGUACAGAACUCACUGAAUGGUUUGCAGGAGCAGCCAUCAGGGAAUACGGUUAGCAUUGAGGAUAUUCCAUUUAGUGACAACUUUUUUGUGAAAGAUGACCUUCUUCAGGGUAAUGGACUCUCAUGGGUGCUAGAUUCUGAAAUGGAGUUGAUAGAUGAAACCAACAUUGGCCAAAACUCGCCAGAUCAAGAUAGUGCUUCUAAGCAGGUUCAGAACCCUGAAAUUUUGGCAUCUGAGGUGGAAGCUGAACUCUUCAAGUUGUUUGGAGGAGUGAACAAAAAGUACAAAGAGAAAGGCAGGUCUCUUUUGUUCAACUUAAAGGAUCGUAAUAACCCAGAAUUGAGAGAAAGAGUUAUGUCUGGAGAAAUCUCACCAGAAAGGUUAUGCUCCAUGACUGCUGAGGAACUUGCAUCAAAGGAGCUUUCUGAAUGGCGUAUGGCCAAAGCAGAAGAGCUUGCACAGAUGGUUGUUUUACCAGAUUCAGAGGUUGAUAUCAGAAAGCUUGUGAGGAAAACACAUAAAGGUGAAUUCCAAGUUGAGGUUGAACAUGAUAUGGAUGUCGUCUCAGCAGAGGUUGCUGUUGGGACAAGUUUCAUCAGUCAGCCGCAGCAGCAAGCCAAAUUGAAAGAAAAAGAACAGUUUCCUACACCGAACGGUGAGAAAACAAAUGACCGGGGAAAAACCCGAGAGGGCGAGGAUGCUUCUUACACCCUCACUAUUUCUUCUACUACUGAAGGAUCUGAUUUCAUGCAAGGACUGAUGGUGGAUGAUGAGCUCAAAGAUGCUGCAUUUCUUCCUCCUAUUGUUUCCCUCGAUGAAUUUAUGGAAUCACUUGACACAGAGCCACCAUUCCAAAGCUUGCCAGAGGAUGCUGGGAAAGCAACAACCCCAGAAAAGGAUGAUGGUUCACAGGUUGGCUCGGAGUCCAAGUCUCCUGUCGCCACUCCAGAAGAUCCCGCUGGGAGUUCUUCUGGCAAGGCCAGAACUGAUAUGAUGGAUGUGAGGGCAGAUGCUGCUGACGAAUCCAGCAAGAAAGAUCAUGUGAAAUCAGAUGCCGCCUCCCCUCCUGUUGUUGAUGAUGUGAUUAAAGGGGAACGAGUCUGGGAAGGCUCAGUGCAGCUUAAUGUUUCAGUUAUGGUGUCAUUCGUAGGCAUCUUUAAAAGCGGGGAGAAAACACCAUCGAAGGAUUGGCCUACCUAUAUCGAGAUAAAGGGGAGAGUGAAGCUUGAAGCAUUUGAGAAGUUCCUGCAAGAGCUCCCAAUGUCCAGAAGUCGUGCUGUUAUGGCGGUUCACUUUGUGUGCAAGGAAGGAUCGACUGAAAGUGACAAGGCAAACGUGGUAGAGGUGGCAGAGUCUUAUGUAGGAGACGAACGAGUAGGUUUCGCGGAGCCGGUUUCUGGAGUUGAGCUCUACUUAUGCCCACCUCACUCAAGGAUAUGCGGCCUGCUGAGCAAGGUCCUCCCGCAGGACCAAAUGGACGCCCUUAAUCUCCUUGCCAACGGACUAAUUGGCGUCGUUGUAUGGAGAAAACCUCAAAUAAUAUCUCCCCACCAUAAGCAUAGUAGCAAAGACGCUUCCAAGAAGCAGCAGCACUCUUCGUCGAAAAACCGGAACCCAAAACAUCAACACUCUGCCCUUCCACCCCCUCCUCCACCACCCAUUCGUUCCAGGCCGCCACCGGUUAAUGUUGGUGAUGAUGAUGACGACGACGAUGUGCCUCCUGGGUUUGGUCCGCCGGUGGCUGGUGGAUCAUCCCGGGACGAGGAUGACUUACCUGAGUUUAAUUUCAAUAGUAAUGCUGCAAAUAGGCCGCCGCCGGGUUUCCCCGGUGGUGUUCGGAGUUUUCAGUCGUCAAACUCCCCUCGUGGUCCUGUUGUCGACCAAAUGAGAGAACUUAUACAUAGAUAUGGACAGCCCGGUGUGGGUUCCUCCCCCUUGAAAAACUGGACAGAUAAUAGGGUUCCUGUACAACCAUGGAAAGACGACGAUGACGACGAUAUGCCAGAGUGGCGGCCGGAUGAUGCCCAGCACCAUUUAGCUCGGCGGCAGCCGACUGUGGUACACGGCAGCAAUAUGAUUCAGCAGCCAGUUCCUCAGGUGAUGAACCCUAUUGUGCAUCAUCAGACCAGUGCACUGCCACCUCCACCGCCGCCGCCAGGGUGGCACCAGCAGCAGCAGCAACAGGGCGGUGGGUGGGCAGAUCAAGCCGUGGGCCCUCAUGGCUUGUACCAGCAGCAGCAACAACCUAAUGGAGGACAGUUUUAUGGCGGGCAGCAAUGGUCAAGAGAUGCCCCUAAAAGUAGAGGCUUUUAGCUUUCCCUUCAUUUUGUAAAUAAAUUUGUUUCUUUCUUCUUUUAGAUAAGGUUUAGGAGAUGACAGAUACCCUUUUUAGCUUCCCUUGCUCGUUUCUUUUCAUGGUUCUUUAGUUCUCUGAACAACUUGUGGCAGUCACGAACGCCUGUAGCUCAACAUAGCGUCUUCCUUUUUUGUGUGGCUAUUCUCAAUGGUCAAUAUGCACAACUUAGAAAGGGUAGAAUAAUCAUUGUAUUCAUUGGAGUUGUCUGAAAACAAAUGACUAUGGGAACUGGCCCUAAGAAGUGUGUACUGUAUGGACAUUCGAAUCAAAAGUAAAGGG
Linum tenue is the source of this 4348-nucleotide messenger RNA. The record is from the annotation of a GenBank genome assembly. Lineage: Eukaryota; Viridiplantae; Streptophyta; Magnoliopsida; Malpighiales; Linaceae.